GCAGUGAGUCUGUGCGGUGUAGACUAGAAACCAAAGUAAAGUAAACGGGGGAGGGUCGGCUACGGGGGGGGUCUUUAAGCGAGUUACAAUGCGUCUUUCACGGUGCUGAGCGGAUCUCCGUGAACGAUGAGCCAACUUCGCCGGUCGUCUCGAAGCGGAAUGAGCCACUGCUGAGCCCCGAAAACGAGUCCUUCUUGGCGGGGGAGAGCGAGAAUGAAGAAGCCGAGCGCCCUGCUCCCUGUUGUCGGCUUGACUGGGAAAUGGUAGCGUACUGUAGGAACCGCACUGGGAAGGAACAUGGUCGAGAGGAGCAGCAAAUUCUUGUUGAUCGUCGUCGGAUCCGUGUGUUUCAUGCUGAUUCUCUAUCAGUACGUGGCCCCCGGGGUGAUCAAUUUCGGCUCCCCGCACGGUUAUUUCACGGAAGAAGACGAGGGGGACAUCUUCCCCACUCCGGACCCUCACUACGUUAAGAAAUACUACUUCCCCGUCAGGGACCUGGAGAGGACGAUCGAUUUCCAAAUCAAAGGGGAGGACGUGAUCGUGUUUUUGCACAUCCAAAAGACAGGGGGGACUACCUUCGGCAGGCACCUGGUCCAGAAUGUACGUCUGGAGGUCCCGUGCGACUGCAGACCGGGCCAAAAGAAGUGUACCUGCUACCGACCGAACCGCAAGGAGACCUGGCUCUUCUCCCGGUUCUCCACCGGCUGGAGCUGCGGCUUGCACGCCGACUGGACCGAGCUCACCAACUGUGUGCCGGGGGUCCUCAACAAGAAGGAGAGCAGGCAGAAAAAUCAAAGGAAGUUCUACUACAUCACCCUGCUGAGGGACCCUGUGUCUCGAUACCUCAGCGAGUGGAGGCACGUGCAGCGGGGAGCCACGUGGAAAACCUCCCUGCACAUGUGUGAUGGACGGACCCCGACGCCCGAGGAGCUGCCUUCCUGCUACGAGGGUUCCGACUGGUCGGGGUGCACCCUGCAGCAAUUCAUGGACUGCCCCUACAACCUGGCCAACAACAGACAGGUUCGUAUGCUGGCAGACCUGAGCCUCGUCGGCUGCUACAACAUGUCCACAGUUCCAGAGAAGAAAAGGGCCCAGCUUCUACUGGAGUCGGCAAAGAAGAACUUGCGAGACAUGGCCUUCUUUGGUCUGACGGAGUACCAGAGGAAAACCCAGUUCCUGUUUGAGCGAACCUUCAGGUUGCGCUUCAUUAGGCCCUUCAUGCAGUACAACAGCACCCGGGCUGCAGGGGUGGACCUGGACAAUACUACGGUCCAGCGUAUAGAAGAGUUAAACGAGCUAGACAUGGAGCUGUACGACUACGCCAAGGACCUGUUCCAGCAGCGCUACCAGUACACCAGGCAGCAGGAGAGGCGGCAGCAGCGCAUCAAGAACCACAUGCAGCAGAGCCACCAGGGCCUGGGCCUUGGCGUCAGCCUGUGGCCCACCCGCAGCCGGCAGAGCUUGGUGUCGACACUGGAGUAUGGAGAAGGGGAGAGGGAGGAGCGGGAGGAGGGUGAGGAGGGAGGCAGAACGGAAGAGGCGGGCAGCAGGCUCCCCACUGAGGACUACAUGAACCAGAUCAUCAACCGCUGGUAGCAGCAGAAAGAGAACAAACACACAGACAUGUAUAUGUAAUGUGAAAUGCCUACACAUAAACACACACACACACACACACACACAUACAAACACACACAUACACAGAAAGUGGCUCCUGCAUCAAAGACCCAAAUGACUGACAAAACAGACUUUACCAGAGAGUUGGGCUGCGGGAAUGAGAGUCCGACUGGUUUCUAUGGAAACCAGGGCUUGGUUGAUUGCAUCAGCUCAUGUUAUUGAGGUUAGCCCAGUUGUUAUUAGCGCCCGCUUGCCCUUUCCCCCCUCUGAGUUUCUCUGUCUCUCUGGUCAACAUUACUGACUGAGCAAAGGAGGGAUAUUUUUAAGAGUUGCUGACAACCAAGUAUCUCAUCCACCCCCCCCCCAUCUCCCCUCCUUCAACUCCUCCUCCUGUAUUCCUCUCGUCCUCUGUGGCCUGAUAUGGAGCAUGAGAAAAUAAAAUUAAGUCUGUGAAUUCCCGCUAAUCCUUGCUAAGGACCAGUCUACUUCCUGGAUGCUCCAAUUUCAAAGGAACUGGGAAAGCUACGAAAGUAUGCGAAUGGCUGAGCUGAACAAAGAAAUUGGUGAGAAUACAUGAGAGACUGUACCAGAAAGAAAGAAAGAAGUUGGACUGAGUUGUGUAACAAAGCUUUCUGCUUAAAAAAAAAAAAAAUCAGCCAUUUCACCCAUGAACACGCUUUGGUCAUGAAAUAGUGACAGUCUCAUUCUCAUUUUAGGAUGAUUUUAUUUGUAUUUUCCUUUUGUGUUUAUGCUUUUUUAAAAGCAGAAUUGUAAUAACACUGAGACCAAUAUUGCUGCCUAAAGAAAAGUGAUUCCUUUAUUUCUUUAUUUUUGUUUGUUUUUUAAGUCAAAGCUAAUGGAUUGGAUUGACGUACAGUGGACCAUAGCCAUUACUGAAGCCUUGCAUCUUGGGGGCAAAAAGUGGCCUCUGUCUCUGUUAAAAGUUCCCAAAGCUCCUGUCGCUUAAUGAGUUCAUUAUUUCUCCUUUUCUCUACGUUUUUUUUUUUGGUGUCUCAGUCCUGCAGAGAAUGACAGCCAAUUACAGACCCCAAUCUCACAUACAGUAGGUGCGAAGAAAUCAAAGGCAGGGAGAGGAGAGAGUCUGCUGCAGGUUGUUGCCAGGAACCGUGCUGUGUGAGCGGCAAGCGCUUUGGAAGCCUUAACUCAGACAAAUGCUCGAGAUGGGAGUUGUGGAACUACUGGUCACCAUGGCAAUGUGAGCCCUUAAUGUAGUGGGUGGCAUUUUCAGUUUCUCUCCAUCUCCCUUUUUUUCUCUCUUUUUUUUUUUUUUUUUGUCAGACCAAGAGCUCCGUUGUAAAAGCAGCUGUCUCAAACAAGCCUCCGUCCCACCUGCUGAAAGGGCACACGCAGCGCUGGUGACCAGUAGUUCAUUAGCGUGACCGGUAUUUUAGUUGGUUUUACCCUGAGGAACGGACAGGGCGAGGUAGCAGUGCCUCUAUGUACUGGGAUGAUAGUCUACAUAAUUAUUGCCAGAUAUUAUGUCUGCAUUACACUACAGUAAUUUCUCUGACUACUCGUGUGUCCGUGUGGAUGAGUGUGUUUCUGUGUGUGUGUAAAUAGUAUGUACAGUAUGCCUUUGAUUGGCAUAUGUGUAUGCCUUUGUAAAUAGUGUGCCUGACUGAGAGAGGAUGUCUAAUGAGUUUUGUGAAUGACUGGUUUCAUGACCAAGUAUCUUGCCAUGUUUUUGGUGGUGGGAGGGCAGGGCAACAAAGUCCCUCCGACAGCAUGUCACAGCAGUGUGACCGUCGCAGUGAUGCAAGCCAAUAAUACUCCCCUCCGCCCUUCCCUUAACCGUUUCCUUUCCUCCUUUUCUUGUCUCCUCCCCAUGAUUUGGUUACAUUUUUUUUUUUUCUUUUUACUAUAAUUACCUAAAAUCUUAAUUGAUAUUUUCAAAAAUCUGCCUGUGUGACACGUCUUUACUCUUAGGCAGCAAAAUCUACAAGUAGGGUCGGGUUGCGAUAGCAGGCUCCAUUUUUAAUCUGACGUUGCACCAAAUUCUGUUAGCCAAUCAGGAACUUUGAGCUCGGUGAUUUUAAUUUGUCAAGUACUUUUGGUUCAUGCUUUUUUAGGUUGUUAGGUAUCAGAAUUUAGUGUAACACCGGUUCUCACUUGACAAAAUGGACUGAUUUGUUGAGCUCUAUACUAAUGAGUCUCUUGUUGAACAUUUUAUUUCUCUCCUCCUUGUUUUGUAUUAGCAAAAAGCAAUGUAGAAAAGACACACAUCACUGCAGAAGACCCAUUUGUUAACUCUGAAUGUCCAUACAUUACUCUGUGAUUUGGUCACAUAGCUUUAAAGGGGAGAAAUCAAACAGUUUUUUUUUACAUGUUACCCGGCAGCAAGUUGUAUCUUCAAAGCUAUUUCUGUGACCCUGACGGUAUCAGCUGUCUGUCUGGAAAGCAGAUUUAACAUUGAAAUUUCCAUAGAUUGUGAUGCCAUGGCAUGGCCUGAGCAGCUGACUCAUCCGAUGUUCCAGCAUCGAGAAAGUCUGUGGAAAUAUCAAAUAUUUUAUCAGUCCGAAAACACCUUUGGAGAUGUAGUCCGCUGCUGGAAAAUAAAAAAUUAUAAGUAAUAAGAUAAUAAUAAUAACAUAUUGACUUUUUUCCUAAACUCUACAGAGGGAACAGUAUUUGAAAAUCAAACUUUAUCUGCUGUCUGCAGUCCAGUGUCUGUACACGGCUGAAGAUGGUUUUGUUAACGAACAGAAACAUCAUUCUGUAACAGCGCUCUGCAACUGCGAGCGGACUGUUUGGUUUUGUAGUUUAACGACACCAAUAGAGUCACGACACCCCUCUACAGAAAUCAUCUUUCAAGUUAGCUGAACUUAUCUCGUUGCGUUCAGGAGAACCUCAGUUAAACUUUUAGUCAGAUAAUAUCAAAAUUUUAAGAGCAUCAGCUUUAUAGACACCUCCAGAAUUUGGAGCAAGUUCAGUUUGUGUGAGAUUUUUUUUUUAAAUGCUGUCAAACCCCAACCCUAUCUACAUGCAAAGAAUCUGAGCAAUAAGAGGAGAAAAGCCAAUGAGAAGACGGAACACUUUUAAAAGUGAGAGGAGAAAAAGACGUGUCACAAAACAAUUAGAUCAAACUGAAUGUAGUCCAGAUUCAGUGACAUCCACGGGCAAUUAGAGGGUGCAUGCAGGCAACCCGCUUCCUUGGUGUUCUCAUAAAUUACAUUUUGCAUCCUGUUGUUAACAGUAGUUUGUUUUUUUUUAAGUAAAAGGGGAGGAUAAACUAACAAUUUAGACCACCCACCAUCGUUGUUGUUAAAUAAUCAUCCUGGAUCCUCCCGUGUUUUCUCUUUUUGAUCAACUCCUUUUUAAAUCAGGGAUGAUUCAUGAAGGGAAGGAGAAAAGAACAAGGGGGGAUGAUGAAAGGUAUUGGGAUACAUCCAGAGUCAAUAUGCUGCUUUUUGUGUAGCCUUCAAAGUAACGCAAUAGGGACAGAGAAAAUGGAUGUGGAAAGAGAGAUGUCCCUUUUUUGUUUCAUAUUAACUUCUCCUUCAUUGUUUUCGUGAAACUGGAGACUCAAAAACACUGCAGCUCCAGGCAUUUUGCCCACAACCUCUUUUUCAGACUCAGACUUGUGUCAGACCAUGUUUGGAUUCCAAACCGAUAUCUGGUUCUGCGUUAGUGCAGAAAACAAAACUGAUUCUUAAUCUUGAUUGUGUUUUAUUUUCGGCGUUCCUGUUCCAAGUGACCAUCAGAUUUGAAGCAAUCCCCAAAAAUACUCACUGCAACUGAAGUGUGUGAAAGAAAAACUCCUUUCGCUGAAAUGAUUCCAGAAAUUGACGCUGUAAAGCUAUAUUCAAAUAUUUUAUGUCUCAUCAUCACUAUGUAUAUCUGAUGUCUUAACAGCGUUUCCUUCGUGACAAUGAAGCAACCCAGGUGUCACUAGCAUUAUCAUCUUUUUUUGUUAUUUUUUAUUAAAAAUGUGUUAAAGAGUG
Molecule: messenger RNA, 5576 nt
Organism: Toxotes jaculatrix (banded archerfish)
Lineage: Eukaryota; Metazoa; Chordata; Actinopteri; Toxotidae
Gene: hs6st1a
Product: heparan sulfate 6-O-sulfotransferase 1a
Exons: 4
Coding region: 298-1596 (432 amino acids)
Cellular component (GO): membrane
Molecular function (GO): heparan sulfate 6-sulfotransferase activity
Source: RefSeq, a predicted model, not a curated record